Messenger RNA from Ceraceosorus guamensis, 3385 nucleotides. RefSeq lists its product as hypothetical. The record is from RefSeq and is a predicted model, not a curated record. Gene Ontology annotation, molecular function: protein dimerization activity. NCBI's taxonomy places the organism in Eukaryota, Fungi, Basidiomycota, Exobasidiomycetes, Ceraceosorales, Ceraceosoraceae. The transcript has 2 exons. The coding region runs from base 328 to 3042 and encodes 904 amino acids.
CUUCUGACCAUCGCAGAUCGCGAAUUCUGCCUGACCCGCUCGUCGCAGCUGCUCCUAGACUCCUCUCGCCCUCACAGUCGGCGGCAGCUCGAUCAGAAUCGCCUCUUCUGCUCUCCGCGCUUCGUGCCGCGCCUCAACCAGCCCUUCGACCAACAAAGCCGAUGAGACUUUGAACCACGCUCAGCUGCUUCUUCCCAGCCGACCAUCGACAGUCCGAAGGGCUUCUUUGCUUUCGCCCCACUCGAUAUUUUUUCCACUUCCUCGACUGAAACAUACCCGACCUCCUGCGCAACACAGUCUCGUCGCUCACGCACCGCGAUCGCAGCCAUGCUAGAGACAUCGCGCAGCUCCACUCCGGCUCAAGGCGGUCGCUCCGCCUCUGCACGAGGCACGCCAGAAGCGAGUGGCCGCAGCUCCAGCGGCCUUCACACCAGAGAGUCUUCGGGCAGAGAUAGAAGUGCGAGCAGGAGCAGGGACAGCAGCGCGAACAACGCUGCUGCUGCGCAUACACCCGGUUCCAACAUGGCAAACUUCAACAUUGACUCGUUCGACUUUGGCGCAGACUUUUCCCUUCCAUCGGGACUGGAUGAUCUCAACAUCUAUCAUCAUGGUGCGGCUGCUGGCAGCGUCACCCACUCUGCGCCCGGAAGUAUCACUGGCGCGCCCAGUCCAGCAGCUGGCAGCAGCAGUGGUAAAGGAGGUGCAGCCGGCGGUGGUGGUGGAAGCGGCAGCAGGCAUGGAAGUCCGAGAUCAGCUCACGUCAGUGCGGCCAACUUGGCUGGAGGUACGGCCAGCAGUUCUACCGCAGCUGGUUCGCCCCUAGCCAAUCUCCUUCUCAGCAUGAACGGGACGGAGGGCAACAGUGCUGCGCAGUUGCUCGGCUUGAAUUCCAACCACCUCUCGCACCUCGAUGCCCGCUCUCAAAGCCAACCGCAGGAUCGCCAACUAAGCAUAAGCGAUCUUCAGCGCAUACUGGCCGAGAAGGAGCACGCUGAGCGGCUUCAGAAUCUGCAGACCGCCGUGCUGAGACAGCAUUUGGAGGCUUUGCAACGUCAGACUGAGGGUCGUGGUGGAGACAACCAGCAGCAGAGGGGCAACCAGCCGCAGCAGCAAAAUGGUGGACUUUCGGUCAAUACAAAUGCAUUCGCCUUGCAGCAGCUGCAGCAACAGCAACAGCAGCACCUGCUGGCCAUGGCAGCUCAAGCUUCGCAAGGUAUCACGCCCACACAGUCGAAUGCUCAGAGCCCCUUCGUCUCGCCCUUUAGCUCGACUUCGCCUCACUCGCAGAUCGGCAAUCCUUUCAUGACAGGACAGCCACUGGCUCAAAAUGGUGGCAUGAGCUCGUCUGGUGCAGCUACGAGCUCGGCGAUGGCGCAGUAUGGCCUGCUGACGCCCAUGAAUUCGGGUGCUUUCAAUUCGUCGUCGCAAGCACACAUGCCCUUUACCAAUGGAAGCUUCACACCUCUGGAAUCGCCAGCAAUCACCCCAGCGAGCGUCUUCUCCAACGCUUCUACGGCUACCACGACUGCAGACUUUUUCUCUCCCCUCACAUCACCUGCGCUGAGGCCACAAAUCCCCACGAGUGAUUUGAUGCUUCCACCCUCGGCAUCGAGUGCAGCAGCGAGGCUACAUGCAGCUAGCACUUCGCCCGCAUUUGGGCCUCAGCGAACAGGUGCACCUCCUAGUGCGAGCCCAUUGGCGCUCAUGGGCCACUCCAAGCCGCUGCCCAGAAAGAACAGGAGCACAACGGCUGAAGCCCGCGCGAACAAGAUGCGUCCCAGUCCGCUCGUCAAGCCCACUGCACCCGCGCGGAGCGGUCGAUCGAGGGGCGAUUCUGCUGCAUCCUCGGGACUCACUAGUCCUGCGACUGCUACUCCUGGCGAAGGUCAUUCCCGAUCUCGCUCGGGCAGUCAGAACCGUUCGACGAUCAGCAGCAGUGCAGCUUCGAGCAAUAGCGCUCCUGCCCCUUCCUCCACCAACACGUCCGCUUUGCCCUCUUUCACUCCCGUCAUGGCCGGAUCUGGCAAGUCGCUGGAUGCCAGCCCGAGCGAAGGCGCUGCUAGCACGCCAAGUCCGAUCGAUCUGAGUGCGAGCAGCAUGCCGCCCCCUCCUGCGCCUUCCAGCAGCAAGCCCUUGACGCCAGGCAGCAUCAUGGGCAUCGCUCCGAAGAGCGGCACCGGAAAUGGCAAUGGCCUCGGCGGUGCGAGCUCGAGCUCCAGUUCAAAGGCAAAGCAGAAGGUUGCAGUGUCAGACGCCAAAGCGGUCACUUUUGCGGAGGGAGCAGAUUCCAACGAUGGUAGUCCCGUGACGGGCAGCAACGGCAAUGCUGCCCAGCCCAACAAUGGCGGUGUUGGUGGCGCUUUGAGCGCGCUGAGAAACAUUGCGCCAGGGCAUUUGUCUGCUGCUGAAAAGGAGGAAUGGAUGGUGCACAAGGCCGCGGGUGGAGGAGCGCUGGAUUCUCGAAGGACAUCUCACAAGGCAGCCGAGCAGAAGAGGAGAGACUCGUUGAAGUACUGCUUUGAUGAGCUCAGAGGAAUGUUGCCCGCCAUUACGCUGGACGAUGAUGCGCCUGGCGGAUCCUACCUGGGCUCGGAUGGUAGGGCGGAGGACAUUGAGAUUGAAAGGUUCGAUCCUGCGGAAUUGUGCGAUGGAGAGGCGUCCAGACUGGCCAAUCGAGCCAUUAGCAAGGUGGCUCUGCUGCGCCACUCGAACGAGUAUCUGGUCCGCAUCGCUUCCAGAUUGGUGCGAAGGGACAAGGCGCUAUUGGACGCUCGUGCAGAGAUAGUUCAGCUCAGAUCCGCACUGGGUCUGCCUCCCAGUCCCUCUUGCCAAUUCAUCUCCCCUCCACCGAUAGGUUAUUUGGGAGGCAUGGGCCAUCAACUUCAUGCGCAGUACGGAUUGGAAAUGGUGCCCGGUGCGCAUCAGCUUCACUUGCAUCAACAUCCACAUCAGCACCCAUCGCAGCAGCAGUCGACUGCUGCACAGCAGGAUGGUCAACAGUCGCACGCAAUGGACCUGGACAUGGACAUUUCCGCCGCUUGAAACUUUUCCCUCACUUGACUUGCCCCCACUCGGGGUAGAAGCGUCGGACGUGACGUCCCCCGAACACCUUUUUUCGGGAAACAGCGAGCUAGCUAGCGAAGCUCAAGUUUCGGGGAUGCGACCGCGUCAGCCAGCCCCCCUUUUGCGAACCCCAAUUCGACUGCUCCCCCCCCGUUUUCCCGGGUUUCCCUCGCCGAGAUUCACGUUACCGCGCGUCCGCCCGCCCGCCCGCACCUUUCCACCUCUUUUUCUUAUGCUGGACCUCCCACAAUUGUACGACUUUAAAGGGUUUCCCACCACCUCCGCUGAGGAACAUGACGCUAUACUAUAAUUUGCAGAAGAG